Acipenser ruthenus (sterlet) is the source of this 2596-nucleotide messenger RNA. It is a transcript of the gene nme3, whose product is annotated as NME/NM23 nucleoside diphosphate kinase 3. The transcript is spliced from 5 exons. NCBI's taxonomy places the organism in Eukaryota, Metazoa, Chordata, Actinopteri, Acipenseriformes, Acipenseridae. The coding region runs from base 98 to 607 and encodes 169 amino acids. The record is from RefSeq and is a predicted model, not a curated record. Gene Ontology annotation, biological process: UTP biosynthetic process; GTP biosynthetic process; CTP biosynthetic process. Gene Ontology annotation, molecular function: nucleoside diphosphate kinase activity.
GCGACGUGCUCGCCCCCUUCUUUGUUCGGUUUGGGUGGGUGCGUGCGCGCUCUGUUCCCGUCCUGUGUGAGUGUGGUGGUGUGGUUCUGAUGCAAUAAUGAUCUGCCUGGUUUUAGCCAUUUUUGCGAACAUCUUCCAGACAGCAUGGACUGGGAUUCACGAGCGCACGUUCAUCGCAGUGAAACCGGACGGCGUGCAGCGCCGCCUAGUGGGGGAGAUCAUGCGCCGCUUCGAACAGAAGGGCUUCAAACUGGUGGGGCUGAAGCUGGUGCAGGCCUCAGAGAGCCUCCUGAAAGAACAUUACUUGGAGCUGAGGAACAAACCCUUUUAUAAAGGACUGGUCCGAUACAUGGGCUCUGGCCCUGUCGUCGCCAUGGUUUGGCAGGGGCUGGAUGUGGUAAAGACCUCACGUAAGAUGCUAGGAGAAACCAACCCUGCUGACUCUGCCCCCGGCACCAUCCGAGGAGAUUACUGUGUGGAGGUGGGCAGGAAUGUGAUUCAUGGCAGUGACUCUGUGGAGAGCGCUCAGAGGGAGGUCUCCCUCUGGUUCAAGCAGCAUGAGCUGGUCUGCUGGGAGGAUGCUGGAGAACCCUGGAUCUACGAGUAAAGCACUGACACGCAGCUCCUGGCUGUGCUGAGUGUGAGCUUACACAUUGCUUAGACUUUCAUAUUUAUGUAAAGAAUACAGACUAUGUCAUUCGCAGUUUAUUUUUGACAGUACAAACCAUAUAAAGGCCAUUCACUAAUUCACAUUUUUUUUCUAAGCCAGUUUGAAACUAGAAAGCACGCGCACAUGUGUACACACACACGCACACACACACACUAGCUCGUAGUUGAUGGCUAACUAGUUUAGACCAUCAUAUUUGCAUUUCCAUUCCUCUCUUGUCUCAAACUCCUCACUGCUCGAGGUCAGACUUCUCUUAUUUACAAGAAAUUAUAUUAUCUUUGCUGUGUCCCAUGUUGUCCGUAUCACAGCAUUAUAUUUUUAAACAGCUCUUUUGGAAUUUUUAAUAACACAUCAUGGGUCAUAAAUUAACUGGGCAAUACAUUUCUCAACACUCGGGAUCGUUCACCAGGAGAAUACAGAUGUCUUCUUCUAAUGAUCGCAGUGUAUCCAGAUCACGCUCCCUCCUGCAACAGUGCUUGUUUUCUGUUCCCACACUACACCACUCAUUUUAAUCAGAGCACCAGCAUUGCUGCAGGAGGGAGCGUGAACUGGAUACACUGUGAUCAUUAGAAGAUAUUUCUAUUCUCCUGGUGAACGAUCCAGAGUAAAAGUUGAAAAGUAAUUCCCUAGGUAAUUUACGUUUUGUGUGAAUAAAACACUGUCUCAGAAAUGACCCACCUGAGUUGAAUGUACAUCACCGCAUUGCGUCCUGGGCUGUUGAUGAUACUAAAGUUCAGCCAUUGUCAGAAUCUUGUCUGCGUUUUUCAGAUAGGAGGGUAGAAAUAGAUAUCAUGUCUGAUUUAUUUAAAGAUUGUUUUGUGAUAACCACAGAUUAUAAAUGUAUGUCUUGCAUUUCUAAAGCAAUAUUAAUUAUUGCUUGUCACUUUGUGCUGAAAAUCUUUUGAUUUUCUAUUUAAAGUAAAAUAAAUCUUCUGGUCUACUUCCUUCCUGUGUUUGUCUAUCUCAGAAUGAGGCUGUGUGAGCGAUCAGAUGCAAGAAGAAACUAGUUUAUUAGCAUUCUUGAAGUGUGUGUAUCCAUAUAAGAACAUAAGAAAGUUUACAAACGAGAGGAGGCCAUUCAGCCCAUCUUGCUCAUUGGUUGUUGGUCGCUUAUUGAUCAAGCAAUCAAACAAGCAAUCAAAAAACAACCAGCACCUUGGCACAAUGAAGUGUAAGUGAUCAUUUUAAGCAUUGGUUAUCAUUUCAAUUUUCCUUGGUAAAAAUGCUUAACUGUUCUUCAAAUUACAGUGCAGUUUACUUAAACCAGUUGAAUGUUACGAAUGACUCUGGGAGUUUUAUUUGCUUUACUUUUGUUAACUAUUAAACCAGGACCAUUAAAAAUAUCAAUCAAGUACACAUGUUGCUGAAAUUCUUGACCUGCUUAACAGAAAACUUUAAACACUAACAUAGCACUUAACAAUUGGGUACAACUAUCACAAAGUAACCUGUCUGGUUGCAGACAUUCAUUAGACUGCAUUACUCUGGGGAAGGUAAGGGAGGCCAAGAUUAGUGGCGAGUCAGGGCAGAUGCUUCGGCCGUGCCUGAAGUAAAAAUGGUGGCGGUGCCAAGCGUUCUAAAGAAUAUGCAUGGCAGCGGCUGAUUUAAUUCAGGUCUUUUUAUAGUUUUAUCUCCUCAUGUAUGAGUGUUGUGUGUGAAGGAUUAGAUGAAAUAGUCUCCUUUGCAGAUACAGGCAACACCCCUCACUCUAACAGGACUCCAGACUCAGAGCAGCCUGUCCGUCUAGGUUCAGCAGGAUCUAUCAAACACAUCCUCCUAGAGCAGUCGCUGGUGUAGCCUUAAAAAACAAAUGAAUGUUACAUACCAUAUUUCUAAUGUUUUGUAUUCUCAUUUUGUGUGGUUUACAUAAAAAAUGUAUUUGCUGUGACCAAAUGUUGAUAAUUAAAUCUGAUUAAAGAUUAAAUCUGUUUA